AUGCUUGGUCCCUUUAGAGCGAGCUCCCCUGCGAUGGGUGGACUGCUGUGGAAGAUUCCCUGGAGGAUGUCUGCACCUCAGAAGCGGAGACAGAGGAGCCGGUUACGGAGUGUGGACAGUGUUAUCGAGCAGGUGACGCUAGGGCUGCACGUUGCGAGGUGCGAGGAGAAGGGGAUCGGAUAUGAGGAGGCCGUGGCCAUGCCGGAGAAGUUUCAACCGCGGAGCAAGCUACUGAGGUUGCUGAACAAGCCCGCGUACUUUCCGAAGGAAUCGGAGAUGGAGCCCAAGAACAAGUACACAGUCUUUGACAAGAAGGUUAGAGGGUACCGGAAGGGCAUACACAAAGUACCCAAGUGGACUAAAGUGUCUGCCCAGAGAACGAACAGGUACUUCUGA
This is a messenger RNA of Huiozyma naganishii CBS 8797, 396 nucleotides long. RefSeq names its product mitochondrial 54S ribosomal protein mL60 (gene MRPL31). Bases 1 to 396 code for a protein of 131 amino acids. The transcript has a single exon. Gene Ontology annotation, molecular function: structural constituent of ribosome. The record is from RefSeq and is a predicted model, not a curated record. Gene Ontology annotation, cellular component: mitochondrial large ribosomal subunit. NCBI's taxonomy places the organism in Eukaryota, Fungi, Ascomycota, Saccharomycetes, Saccharomycetales, Saccharomycetaceae.